This is a messenger RNA of Brassica oleracea var. oleracea, 1597 nucleotides long. Its product is annotated as F-box/kelch-repeat protein At1g24800-like. The transcript has 3 exons. The record is from RefSeq and is a predicted model, not a curated record. Bases 186 to 1439 code for a protein of 417 amino acids. NCBI's taxonomy places the organism in Eukaryota, Viridiplantae, Streptophyta, Magnoliopsida, Brassicales, Brassicaceae.
AUAUGUAGCUCCCAUUAGGCGAAUUCGUGGGAGUAAGGGACUCGAACUAUUGGUUCAGUCUGGGCGUAGGCUCGAAGAUAUGAAUCCAUUGGAGCGUAGACGAGUCCUUAGGCAACAGUAGCUUCAAAGAAUUGUGAUGGAAAGGACUAUUGAGAAACAAUUCAGUAUUAGGAUAAACUUCAAGGAUGUUCUCGAUGAUCGAUGGUCUGAUUUCGAGGAAAACCCUAAUAUUUCAAAAGAGGAUGAGCGAUCUUGGGGAGAAAUUGGUUGGAGAGAAGAUACUGACGAAGGUUCCGGCGGUUCGAUCUACUUGCAAAACAUGGGAGGCUAUAACCAAAAGCUGGGUUAUGGGUAAAGCAGCAGCAGCGCCGCAUGAGUUUCUGGGGUUCAUGAUGAUGAAUGCGAAGGUCUACUCUCUGAGGUACAAUAUCGGCGAAGAUUUGGUUGAUGUAAAGGAGGUAGAUUUGCUUAAUCAGUUGGAGAUAUCCGAGGUAUAUCACUGCGAUGGGUUGGUGUUAUGCGUGGCUAUGGACCACUCGAAGCUGGUGGUGUGGAACCCUUACCUGUAUCAAACAAGGUGGAUCGGGCCGAGGUUAGGAGAAAACUUCAACAUAAGAGACAUUUACUCCAUCGGAUACUCAGACAAGAAGCGUGACCACAAAAUCCUGAGGUUUGUGGAUGAUUACAGUGCCCCCGGACCAACACACGUUUUCAGGAGCGAAAUCUAUGAAAUUAGCUCUGAUUCAUGGAGAGUCCUCGAGGCCAAGCCCAAGCCCAAGUGGGAGAUACAGAUAGAUGAGCAUCAGCGAGGCGUGUCUGUCAAGGGAAACACCUACUUUUUUGCUCAUGAGAGAUAUAAUAAUUGCGCAGAUGUUAAAGAUUUCUUGCUCUGUUUUGAUUUUACCAAAGAGAGGUUUGGACCACGCCUCCCUCUUCCUUUUCACUCUUACAAUGAAGACUGCGUGACCCUCUCAAACGUUAGAGAUGAGCAGCUUGCGGUCCUGUUUGGUGAUUUUGCAUCAAGCUUUUUUGAGAUUUGGAUUACCCUCACGGUUGAGCCCGACUACUUGUCCUGGAACAAGUUUUUGCGAGUGGAAACGACUGCUUUAACGUUGUUUAGGCUUGAUGCUUUUUUGGGUGGGAGCUUCUUUGUUGAUGAGGAAAACAAAGUUGCUGUGGUGUUUGAACUAGACGAGUGUCUAUCCACCUUUACUCCUCAUCAAAACAAGGCUUUUGUGUUUGGACAAGCCGGCUACAUCCACUCUGUUACUCUCGGACAAGUUACCAAAAUCCAACUCCUUUGCCCCUAUUCCGGAGAGCACAUUCAAGCUUUUCUUCCCCCACUUGUUUGCUCUUCCUCUUACCGUCCAAGCUUAGUCCAAGUCAAGCAACCCCUCUGCACAAAAGGAAACGCGACCUGCUCAAUGGGCAAUGGCUAAGUGUUAAAUUGAGGAUGUUAAUCAGCCAGGUCCAAGUUUGAGAUUUGGAAGGAGCUGGAAACUCUUUGCUUUUGUUUUAUGUUGGUUGUUAUCGCAGUAUUCCCGUCGAUAACAUUAACCUUUGUCGAGUCCUUUUUAUUACAAAAUUGAUUUUACUA